Molecule: messenger RNA, 630 nt
Organism: Zingiber officinale
Lineage: Eukaryota; Viridiplantae; Streptophyta; Magnoliopsida; Zingiberales; Zingiberaceae
Product: dirigent protein 22-like
Exons: 2
Coding region: 1-630 (209 amino acids)
Source: RefSeq, a predicted model, not a curated record
AUGGAGGACUCUGGUCGAAUCAACGUAACCAUGACCGCUGGAGAGUAUGAACUAUUCAAGGAAGCCAAGAGACGGGCGGCCUCCGAGAAGCAAACUACCGCCUCCCGACCGCGAAAGUUGCCUAAAGUUUCCAAAGAGCCGUCCCACGCCUCGAAUCAUCAUCUCAAGCAAUGCCUCAUCUUGGGGAUAGACUCCAUCACCACUCACCUCCAUUUCUUCCUCCACGAGAACUAUAACAGCCCCAACGCCACCUCUAUAACCGUCAUCAACUCCACCACCAGCAACCCCGGAGACUUCGGCAGCAUAGGGAUCUUCGACGACGAAAUACGAGAAGGCUCGAGCGUGGACUCAAAGCUCAUUGGGAGGGCCCAAGGCAUAGCUCCCGGGGUAUCGCUUAGACAGACGACUUGGCUCGUAUUACUCAACUUUGUCUUUACAGAAGGAGAGUAUAACGGUAGCUCUCUCACGGUGGUGGGCCGGGCAACGUUAGAGGGAACCAGCGAGCGCAGCAUCAUCGGUGGCACCGGAAAAUUUCGAAUGGCGAGAGGCUACACCAUUAAUACAUUUCUAAUUCGUGGUGGUCCGGCAGUACACCUUAUCGCCGAGUACGAUGCUUAUAUCGUGCAUUAA